AUGGAUAACGUCAGACGUUUCCAGGAUGAUGUGCAAUGUUCAACAUCGCUGGAGAUGGGACGACGAAAGCUGCCUUCCAUACCAACUCAACGAGCAGAGAAGGUCAGCGAAACACCUCCCGCUCCCGUCUACCUCACUUCAAGCGCUCCCACUGUUAUAUCGUCUUCGCCAGAUCGACAGUACCAUCCAUAUCAUCAGCAGUAUCAAACUUCUCAGGAUCAACGUGCCUACUCGCGACCUGUUACGCCUCGUGUUGUUCCUGUACCCGACCUGACUCAGCAGCCAUCUCCUUCGUCAGCGUACCGGACGACCGUCGAUCCUGCCAUCCUUCCUGGUGCAACUAUCAUUCAUGCGAAGUCGAACCUGCCUGUACGACAAACUACUUCGGCUGCAACUGGCGGCCGAGCCUCCGCGGUGCUUACGCAACCAGUGGGCGCGAAAAUGCCUAGUCCACUGGCACGGGUUUUGCUCAAAAAAGAACUCAAGGAAGUUCUUGAGAGGCGCCGCGAAUCGCUGGAAGCCUGUGAAAUCGAAGCAAAUCAGCGGCAGUAUACUGUUCAUCGAAUGUUGAUUACCGGACUGUUACCGGAAUACCGUCCGGCUGAUAUUGACAACAUCCCGAAUGUGAUACCCUGCUUACUGCCAAUCGAGUUGAUCAGUGGUGCCCGCAUUGUACCUCCGGGUGACUUGUCAUCGAACGCAACAACCGCAACGACUGCCACUACCCCGGUACAAGAACGGUUGCUUCCCCCUCCACGUCCUGCAUCGGUGCAAAGCGAAACCCAAGAAGUAGGCGUCUCAACAGACGAUUUUUGUCCGGAACCGAAACUGAAAUCAGUUGGGACACAGUCGGAAACUUCUGUAGCUACUUCUGCUUCUACGACAACCACUACUAUUACUGCUACUCCGUACACUGCCAUAAUAACUCCAAGCUCAAUGUAUCAAAGUUCCAGUGUUGCUUCCACGUCACUGAGGCGACAGAUUGAACAUGGUCGUUUCGGACCCUCAUCAGCUGCGCUUCCUCGCUUGCGCACUGCAGAAACGCAAACAAACGGCGUCGCAUCCUACGAGAGUCAGUAUAAUGGAAAACUGUCCAGUGGACGUCGCCACAAAAGCUCCACAAGCGGCACUGCGAGCAGCAGUAACCAGUUUUCGGCUUCGGAACCAAAUUUGCUGGAAUCGACCGCAAAGUAUUUUGCUGAAUAUGAUCGACAGUUACGCGAGCAUGGACGGCGGAUGAAGAAUCGUUUCGCAUUCACAGACGAUGAUUCAACGUUACGGGAAUCCCGAAAGCAGCGAAUUAUGGAUGAGCUGGCGCAACGGAGGGAGAAGAUCUCUUCGCUAGUUGACCUGCGUUCGCCUCCAAAUUUCUUGACCAUUCAUCCAACGUCAGACUACUCUUCGACUGUUCCACAUUACGGGUCGUUACCUCGGAUCGAUUUUCCCACCACGCGUUCACCACGUUUGCGCUUGCGUGAUUACACAAGUCGUGGACGCAGUCGUCGCAACUCCCCUUCGUUUGGUGGUUAUGGUUACGGGUCGCUCCCGCGAAAUUAUGAGCGUUUCAUAGAGCGUGACUAUGUUGAUGCUCAAGAUGAUUUGUUGCGACCACUGCCUAAUUCGGGGAGAUGUUAUGACGCUUUAUCCAGAUCCUGGCAAGAUCUUAACCAGCCUCUUGAGAAUGCUUUCGUGGAUCCACAGAUGAGGUUGUAUUCAUCACGUGCUACGAAUUACUUGAACCCUCAGUCGCUUUAUCCACGUUAUCAGGGAGCAGGUGCGUCAUUUGGGCGUCCAGUGAUGAAAACUGUUUAUGAUGAUUUAUAUACGCCACCUCCAGCACCUCCACCUCCGCCGGAUUACGUGAAUACGGCCCCUUCACGUGCGCAGCAACAUUUUGAAGGUCAUCAGAGCUUGUCGAACGCUGAUAUUAUUUCGCAGUAUGCAAAUUAUUUGAGCAACCAGUUCAUCAGUGAUCAGCAAAAACUGAUGAAUGGCUACUACCCAGCGAACGAGCCUGUUUGUGGAAAUCAAACAGAUCAGCACUCCUACUCUGCUACUCGUUACGGCGCACCCAAUGCUGGCAUGCAGUCAGCAGCGCAACCUCCUGUCUUAAUGGAUUAUCAUGACACGAUUUCGCCACAAAUAGAGGUUGCACAGCAGUUGAAUGAGCAGCAAAUGCAAGGAUUAAACCGAAGAAUUUUGGAUUCAUGUGCAUAUGGGCCACUGCCACCACCCGUUCGAUACGCUCAAGCUAGACAGUAUGACAGUUGGCCCUUGUAUCAGCAACAGCCCACUUGUUAUAAUACAGCUGCAAAUGUCGCAGCUCCGGCGUAUCGUUAUUCCGGUCACCAGUCAAGGCUAGCUUCCACAUUGCCAAACGUCAUAUCUCUUCCUGGCCAGGUUUAUAGUCGAAAUGACACCAAUUACGGUUCACGACCAACUCAUUACGCUACGGAGUAUGGGAAUUAUUAUCGGAACCGUGUAGCUCGGCAGCUGGAAGAUGUUUCCGGUCAGAACUAUGUGACACCGAAUCAGCUUCCGUAUGCUACGCAUUAUCAAAGCAGUCCUUUCAUUGCAAGCGGAGAUGGGUCGCGUUCUGUAAUUCAACCGUCUGUAUUUAUGGAUGUUGUUGAUCCCUGGUUUAAUCAGCCAUACACAUCUCGAGCUUGGUCCAGUGGAAAUCUGCCUACAAACACCUAUGAUGCAGUAUAUCCAAAAGAAGAUGUCCUGAGUCGCAUGUAUUCAGCGUUGGGCAACAGUCGCACUGCCGCGCGGAUGACCCCCCAAUAUGGUAAUAUUUCAAGUUCUUUACAGUAUCUAUAA
Gongylonema pulchrum is the source of this 2823-nucleotide messenger RNA. The record is from the annotation of a GenBank genome assembly. NCBI's taxonomy places the organism in Eukaryota, Metazoa, Nematoda, Chromadorea, Rhabditida, Gongylonematidae.